Messenger RNA from Anopheles stephensi (Asian malaria mosquito), 3801 nucleotides. Its product is annotated as phospholipase A1 member A-like. Lineage: Eukaryota; Metazoa; Arthropoda; Insecta; Diptera; Culicidae. The record is from RefSeq and is a predicted model, not a curated record. Gene Ontology annotation, molecular function: lipase activity. The transcript has 4 exons. Bases 1308 to 2219 code for a protein of 303 amino acids.
UGAGAUCCGGAGGGAUGGAGAAAAUAACAGCAAAGCAAAAAUACUUGAAACAUCCGUAAUUCCACAUUUUCCGAUGAAAAACAACAUCCUUACGGGACCGGCGCCCAAUCGAUACCAGGUGCCGGUGCCAGGUCGAAUAUUUUCCUCUUUGAUGGUUUUUCGACGAUCUGUUUUACUGCCUUUACACCGAAUUGUGCGACAUUGGGAGUGAUUUGGGUUUUUUUUUUGUUUCGGCCGGUACGCUAGAAUCGAUCUACAGCGUGGUGCUAAAUGUCAAGUGAAAUUGAAGCUCGUUCGCCACUCAAGGUGCGCUCGAAUUAAUGUCUUCGCAAAUGUCGUGGAUAAAAUUCAAUCUUUCGACUAUUAGCCCAAAAUCGGCAUUAUAAGGAAAUAUAAUAAUAAUGUUUCGAUUCGAAGUACGAUUCUAAUAGGUUCGGCCGUUCGACGACCAAAAGCGCCUAAAGGUAUGCAAUAUUUUGUUUUGAGCGUGCGUCAUACAAAUCGUCUGCUUUAUCGCAGCAGAUUUGGUGAGGUCCAAUUAAGACAUUCAAGCGGACUCAACACGCGGAAGCUUACAGCGUCCAAUUUGGCGUGUUGGACGAUUUAAGUAACUCGUGUAAAUAUCUCUCCAAUCGCACUGCCACUUCUCCGGUGCGAAUGGCAUUAGAGGACUCAUAUUAAUUAAGCCGGUCAUCAUACCGAGCACCAGGGCAACCAUGCGAACCAUGCUCCACAUACAAUGGCAGAUUACCAUCGGCUGCUCUACUAAAUGCGAACCAUUGGAGAGUGGAAUUGAAAUUCUUCCCGUUCCCGAACUCAACAAACAGCCUCCGGACAUCCACGAGCCCGGAGAGGUAAUCCGAUAAUCCCGACGGAUGGUUUAGAUGAAGUUUUUCGAUAUUGCAUUCAAAAACAGGGACUCGCAAAAAUUUAUAAACAUUUGCCAAACCAACAACGAAUGAUAGGAAGAAAGAGAAGGAGAGCAGAUAGAAUUUCGGUAAAAUGGAAUAACAGAACAAGAUCAGGUUUUUAUCCAGUUCCGCUUUGUUUGCGAUAUUUGUAUUAGGGUUUUGGUGUUUGCAUGCAUCUCGAGCUACAUUCCAUUCCGAGUCGGCUUACAAUCUCCCACAAAAAUUGCACUUCGUUGCAUUUCCUGCCGAUCGGUGAACCUGUGUAGAAUCGUUUGGGGAAGAGCUUUUCUGAGAGUUUACACACUAGAUUUAAAUUUAAUUUUGCGCGUGUUUCGUAUAAUUGCCAUUUCCAUAGCAACGCAAAGUGUACUAGAUUGAUUGCGAGCUUUGCUGAGGAUGGGCCUCGUCUCUCUAGUGUGCGUGUGGUCGAUGGUGUUUGCGAUUAGUUUGCCCCGGACGGACGCUGCCUGGGGAAAUACCAAUUAUGAUUUCGAUACGGACAUCAAAUUUCUCAUCUACGAUUGGACACAAAGCAAGUUCUCGCUACAAACCACCGCUGAAACGAACUUUGACGCGUUCGGAUGUACACCGACCGAUCCUUUCGUGGUCGUACUGCACGGUUGGUCGGAAGGCUGUAGCAUCACGCAAUGGGUUCGUGAAACGCUGAACAACUUCAUCAUCCACCGCAAGGGGUGCAUCCUCUGCCUGGACUACAGUGUCAUCGCUGAUAACAACGAUUACUUCACGGUGAUUAAGAUGGUGGAUCCGAUCGCACGCACGCUCGAGAAGAAGUUGCGUCAGUUGCUCAUGUUCGGGAUUCCGCCUGCGAUGGGAAUGUUGUACGGGUUCAGCUUGGGCUCUCAGGUCGCGUUCCAAGCCGGACGAAACCUUGCUCCACUGAAGCUGGGACGGAUCGAUGCUUGUGAUCCUGCUGGCAUCGUGUUCGACAAGAACUCGACCUACACCUCACUGAGCGUGAUGGACUCUGCGACGGAGGUACAGUGUGUGCACACUAGCAGUGACAUCGGUACAACACGCCGCGUCUGUCACAAGGACUGGAUUAUGGGCUACUGCGGCUGGCUACAGUUUGCAGCCGGAUUGAUCAGUUCGCACGAACUGUGUCCGAUCUUUUACAAUGCGGCCUUCUGGUUCGACUUCAGGGCGGUUUCCAAUCCGUACGCGUGUCCUACAUCGCGCGCUGUACGCUCGUGGCCCAAUGGUUUCAAGAUGGGCUACUUUAUGCCGCAGGGAACCUCACUGAUUGGCGAUCUGUUUGCGAGGACUGCCCAAAAAUAUCCGUACAAUUGAGCCUGUGGAUAUUGACUAGCGUAACAGCUUUUAAAUAAGAUUAAUAAUUCCGUCAAGUUAGAUGCUACUGAAGACACAAAAUUUAAAACAAAAUCGCCUAAAAGUAUGCAAUCUGGGUAACAAAUCACUUAAUGUUGCGAAAUUCACACUGGGAGUGUCAAUAUCUUCCUGCUUGAAUUCCUUCAAACGAUUCCAUCAAAUAUCCCUACAAAAAAACCGAAUCGGGUAAACAAUCCGACCCCCGACCCAUUAGAAGCCCAACUUUUAAUUAAGUUCCAACCGCUCCCCGCACUCACUAUCGACAUAACGGUUGCGUCGAACAGGGGAUUCGGCCACUACCGGCGGUGACAAAAGGCGGUUCGGAAAACGUGCGUCGAAUCAAACCACAUUCCCGCAUCACGUACACGGCUAUGUCACCCGUACGUCAUUGAUAGUAAUUUUGGAACGUUGUUUUUCGUCACUCUCGGCUCACGCUUGUGCCUUGCGGGAGCCUCCACGACGACGUCAACAAAUUUCCCUAACACGUGAUUGUUGCCCGUGCACGGGUUGUUGAUGGCGUCACAUGUCCGCGAGAGAUCGUAGUUCACUUACAUACACACACACACACGGAGCUGGAUUCGGCAGCUCUGUGAAGUUCGUUAGCCCUUGCGAAAGAAAGCAAUGGGGAGCCAAUGACAGCUCUGGAGUGAGUUGAUGUGGUUGAUUAGUCCCAGGAUAUUUAACCUUACCUUUGCAUACCUUCACACCUGUUCCGGUAGAGCAUAGAGGGCGCUCACGUUGUCGCUACUCGGAACUUGCAGGACUCCGGGAGAGAGAGAGAAAAAAAGGGGAAAAAAUCGCUCGGAAAUAAAUCAGUUUCAUUACUCAGAAGUCUUUAUGUCGCAUUCAGUACACGGCACAUGAUAAUGGCGGUCCACGAGUCACCGGAUCGCGUUUGAGUACACGUUUUGCGCGUAAGACUAUGGGGCACGCGACGCGCUGUGUCUCCCGCGGAGGGGGUUUUGGAAUUGAUUUUUCCAACCCUUUCCAACAGCACGAUGACAGUGUAGCGGCAUCCUUUCGCCAGUUUCGAUUAAUAUUUCACUUCACUCGCUCCCCCUUUCUUUGCAAACAGAUCCGUCGGCCCUUCGCUUUGUUUCCUUUGUGUGGAAAGCACAGUUGCAAUUGAUAGGUCCCGUCGGUGUACUUAAGCUACGGCAACGUGAACAACGGCUUUACAAUUGCUCCGCCCGUGACCGGAAUCGUGAUUUCACUGGAAAACGUUCGGACUCAUAUCAGUCGUUUGUGUUCGUGUGCUUUGAUUACAGCAUCCAUUCAAAAGGGAACAUUCCAUAAUGAUGUUAAAGGAAAUGUUCCAAGCACCGAAAGAUUUCACCAUGGAAAUCAAUAAACCUUUCGUCCAGAUUUUUCCCUUCCAAAAUUCCGUCCAUUCUUUACUGUCUCGUAACCCCGAAAUAGUUCCAGUAGGGGGGUUGUUUUUUGUAUACACGGCACCGGAAGUCCACCGGAUCAGCGUGUACGGUGCUAUGUUUGACGUGUUCCGGGCCGGGCGACGUUCAUUGAAUCAACAGGUGCAAAACCG